UUAGACGCAGCCUGCCUCCGGUCUGGAGCAGCCGCACUCAGAGCGAACAACGACAUGAUUAACAUACGGAUAAACGCCGUUUUACCAUAAACACGGAAUAUAUGAUGAACUUUUACCGGUUGGCAGUUUUACUGGGAGCAUCGGUCUGCGUGUGUAAUGGCAUGCACGUCACAGUGCGGGAGAAGAAGCGCUACGCCAUGCUCUUCCAGUCCGUGGUCCUCCCAUGCCAGUUUCAGACGUCCUCCAGCAAACCCCCGGUGGUGCAGUGGUGGUACAAGUCCUACUGCCGAGACUCCACCCGAGCCUCCUUCUCCCUGCCCGACACUCUGGGCUACAAGGCCUCGGAGCUGGGAGCCACGGCCCAAGUGGAGUGCUCCGACAGCAGCCGGACGGUGCGGAUCGUGGCCUCCAAGCAGGAGUCGUCCGUGACGCUGACGGAGCACUACAAAGACAGAGACGUCACCAUCAUAAACAAGGCCGACCUUCGCAUCGGGGAGCUGCAGUGGGGCGACAGCGGCGUGUAUUUCUGUAAAGUCAUCGUCGCCGACGAUCUGGUGGGAAACGGUCAGGACCACAUGGAGUUACUGGUUCUCGGCAGGACAGGUGAGCAGGACGAUCUUCUGCCUGAGUUUGAUAUGGAGAUCAUGCCAGAGUGGGCGUUUGUGGGCUCCGUGGCCCUGGGCAGCGUCCUGUUCCUCCUGCUGUUGGGGAUCUGCUGGUGCCAGUGCUGCCCUCACUCCUGCUGCUGCUACGUCAGCUGCUGCUGCUGCCCUGAUACCUGCUGCUGCCCACGACACCUGUACGAGGCGGGGAAGAUGGCAAAGUCCCGACAGGCAGCUCCGGUUCCCGCCCAGGUCCCCGUGUAUCCCUACUACAUCUCCAGUGUGCCGACAGUGGUCCCUCUUGCUCCUUCAUCCCAACUGGACCCAAAGAUGUCAUCGAUCACCUCGACUGAGAAUAACCUGGCUGGCGUGCGCAGUGGUUACCGUCUGACCAGCAGCCAAGACCAGGACUCAAUGAAAGUUUUGUACUACAUAGAGAAGGAGUUGGCUCAGUUUCCAACCAGCAGGUUGGCUUCACUCAAAUCCAGCAGCAUGUCAGAGCUCAGCUCCCUUCACGAUGGAGGGAACGCGGAUUUCAGACGCAACUAUCAGACGGUCCAGAUGAAGGCGCUGCCGCCCAUCCCGGACCGCGAGGAGCAGGUGAGAGCGGCUCCACCCUCGCAGAGUCGGCGGCCCAGACGAAAUGACGGCAGUCUCUCAGACGAUGAAUUGGAGCGAAGGUGGAAUCCCCGCUCCGAGCAUCUGCAGAGGAAGACGUUGAGCAGGAGAGGUCGCACCGGCUCCCUGGAUGAGCUGGAGGAGUUUGCACGAUGCUACGGCUCCCGCGCUCGUCGUCCUGAGCCUCCAGACCGGCUCCAUGGGCGGGACUACAGCCCGCCGAGGCGUUCCUACCGAGAGGAGGACGACACCUGGGGCCGCCGGAGCCGGAGCCGGAGCCCCUCGCCUUUAAUGCACAAGAGAAGGGACACAUGGGACAGCGACCGUCCUUGUCGGCCGCCCCUGAGCAAAAGCUAUGAUGACGGCUUCCUCACCAGCGUGCUGGAGAGGAAGGCGAGAGGCCGGGGAGGGGACAGGAACGCUGGGAGAGCGGACGAGGACAGCGACACUCCGUCUAAAGGCAGCUCCAGGGGAAAAGGCAGCGACAGCUUCUACAGCCGGUCGCCCAGCCACCGUCCAGAUGAGGACGACCCUUUGCCUCCGUACUCUGAGCUGGAGGCCGAGCGAUACCGCAGGGCUGACCUGACCACGGACAGGUACCGCACAGCAGACCCGCCCCGAUCAGACAGAUACAGGACCGCCGAGCCAGGCUCGAGGCCUUUCUCCUACACCCGACCCCACCAGGGAAUGUCCCAGACACUACAGGGGGGCAGAGAGGAGCGGGACAGGAGCCGAAACCUGAGCGCUGCACUGAGCAGGGAUUCUCUGGUAGUGUGACGAGGCACUCGAACCUCCACCUGCACAGAGCUGCCGGUCCGUUCGUUUUAUCCGUCCUGCAUGCAGCUACGCAGGGAGAAGCUAAAACCGCCUCCACCAGCAGCUGCAUGAAGUCUGGCUCAUCUUGAAAUAACCUCAGUGAGAAAACAACAUUAGAGGAAGGAAAACCUGAGACAGACUGAGGCAUCCAGCCUCUGCUGUUAGAGCUUGAAGGUUUCUGGAUUAUACUUGUGCAUAAAUGAUACUGUAUCAUGUAUAUUUUAUGUAAGGUAUGACCUUUUUUUGUGUGUCAGUUUUGUCUGGUGGCUAAAUUUACACGAGUGCCAAGGUGUUUUAUUUUAUCUGUCCAAUUUGUGCAGGUAAAAACCUGUGCAGCCUCCACUCCUCCUAUUUAUGUGUCAGUACUCUGUAACUCAGGUUAACUCUGCAUUUUAUUCUUCUGUCUUUCCUUUUUGUGACAGUUUUGGAAGUACUGCACCUUGAAUUUGUUUUGCAGAUGAUCAUUGCACUGCCUGGAUGCUUUGUAAUAAAAAAAAAUAUCUUCUGAAA
Molecule: messenger RNA, 2546 nt
Organism: Poecilia latipinna (sailfin molly)
Lineage: Eukaryota; Metazoa; Chordata; Actinopteri; Cyprinodontiformes; Poeciliidae
Product: immunoglobulin-like domain-containing receptor 2
Exons: 10
Coding region: 102-1997 (631 amino acids)
Biological process (GO): pancreas development
Cellular component (GO): membrane
Source: RefSeq, a predicted model, not a curated record